Molecule: messenger RNA, 342 nt
Organism: Miscanthus lutarioriparius
Lineage: Eukaryota; Viridiplantae; Streptophyta; Magnoliopsida; Poales; Poaceae
Source: the annotation of a GenBank genome assembly
AUGGCGGACGCCCUCCUCCUCCUCCUCCUCCUCCUCCGCCCUCCCUUGCCUGCCUCUCACCUUUGUUUCUCCCUCCCCUUCCUCUCUCUCUCUUCCCUUCCCUCCCGAGGCAGCGGGACAGAUACAAACUGUAGGUUCCAAUGCAACUCAACUUCUCCGGCUAUAUACCUCUUUGAUGAGAUGCGGGAUCCCAAGGUCUGCUUGCCAAGUGGACAGCCACUGCCACCGUUGUUUGACUUCUCAGAAGCGGUUUUUAAGUGCUGGGAGCUAAUAGAUGGAUUUUCUUCCUCUAUUGAACUGAAGGGACAGAUACAAACUGUAGGUUCCAAUGCAACUCAGUAA